UGACCAGGUUCCCAUCCCAUCUGUGGUUGGUUCCUUCUCCAUCGUGUUGCAUCACACUUCCCUCGUCCAACGCCUCGCUCCCAGCCAAGUUUGCUCUGUCUCUGGCUCUGGCGUCGCCUCUCCUCUUCUCGCACCACCCUCAAGCCCCUUCCCAUUCCGGCCCACCAUCCCAUCCUACUGCCCAAUCCGUCCACCCAUCCGCCCCAUCUAAUACCUUCUCCCUUCCCACACACGCCAACCCAACCUCCACGCCAACGCCAACCUCACCCCGCAUCCACCCAUCCCACGUCCCCAACUCGGCGCUUUCCCCGUCCCCCACUCCCGCCCGCGCUGCCAACCUGUCUUCUUCUGUCCCAUCCGUCCACGAGCCUACAAGUCGGUGCUUGUCCGUCCACUUCCCCGCGCUUGUCAACAAGUCUGCAAGCCAGCCGAGUCCUCUUUUGUCUUUCGCAGACGGUCGACUCGGGUGCGUACGUAAUCCGGAAUCCGGUCUUCCCAUCGGCGUCUCGUGCGUGUGCGUGCAAGAGCAAGACCACCGCCUCCGUGUGUGCCGCCGUGUGCGCAUAUUCGUGUGUGCGUUCCCACCAAACGACAAAAGGACAAUAUCGGCACAGGCUACGGGCGAACCGCAUACACUCUCGCCCACGCCCACGCCCACGCAUACGCACACGCACACGCACACGCAUACUUGGACAAAGGGUACCGCUAAGGCGCGGUGGUGCGGCGCUGUGCAGCCUCCGAGAUUUUCCUUUGUUUUUGUUCUUUGUUCUUCGGCUCGCUCAGCGCUUGACGCUUGUGCGCGUGGGUGUGCGUUCUCACACCCUCGGGCCGCGGAGUCGCUUCCAUUCGUCGCUCACUCGGGGUGCCGCGUUCGUCGGCGGUUGUAUCGCGCGAAUCAAGUGUGUGUGUGUGCGUGCGUGUAUGCAAGCGAGAACACAGGCAAGACGAAGACAAAGGCAAGGGGGAAGACCAGGACAAGCGUUUUGCGGCGUGGGCGUUGGGGGCGUUGGGCCGUUGGAGGCGUUGGGGCGUGAG
Messenger RNA from Cyclocybe aegerita, 1035 nucleotides. NCBI's taxonomy places the organism in Eukaryota, Fungi, Basidiomycota, Agaricomycetes, Agaricales, Hemipholiotaceae. The record is from the annotation of a GenBank genome assembly.